Molecule: messenger RNA, 4878 nt
Organism: Penicillium paradoxum
Lineage: Eukaryota; Fungi; Ascomycota; Eurotiomycetes; Eurotiales; Aspergillaceae
Product: ubiquitin-protein ligase RKR1
Exons: 8
Coding region: 1-4878 (1625 amino acids)
Biological process (GO): ribosome-associated ubiquitin-dependent protein catabolic process; rescue of stalled cytosolic ribosome
Cellular component (GO): cytosol; RQC complex
Molecular function (GO): zinc ion binding; ubiquitin protein ligase activity; ribosomal large subunit binding
Source: RefSeq, a predicted model, not a curated record
AUGAGCAAAAAGUUCAAAUCCCAGGCCUCCAGCAGUCGCGCUGCUGCCAGUGCCUUUGGGUCAUUUGGAGGUUUCUCCGGUAGUCUCUCCAGCCAAGGAAAGGAGCCAUCGACUCUCACAUACAUUGCAGCACCACCAGAUCUUUCUCGCAUUACGGAGCAGCGAUUGGUUAUCGCAUUCAAGAAUUUAUUGAAGAAAGAUGAAAUCACACGGACGAAGGCUCUGGAGGAGCUACGAGACCAUAUAUCAACAGUGGCAGAGAAGAAUGGAACCUUGGAUGACGGUUUCCUAGAGGCUUGGGUUCGGAUUUACCCUCGAAUCUCAAUCGAUUUGUCGCGCCGAGUACGCCAACUCGCCCAUCCAAUUCAGGGUACAAUCGCUGGCAUUGUCGGGAAGCGAAUCGUGCCCAACCUCCCCAAGGUUAUCGGAGCAUGGAUCGCAGGAAUUUAUGACAAUGAUCGACCAGCCCAUCGAGCCGCCCUUGACUCAUUUACGAGUGUCUUCUCGACCGAAGAAAAAAGAAAUAACGUAUGGAAGAUCUACCAAAGCCCCAUAUUGGACUUUGUAGACGAUGUCAUUCUUCAUCAAACAGCCUUGACACUGAGCGAUGAAAGAACAGUGAAGCGCGAUGACGCCGAGGGCAAAUAUGCUCGUGUAGUGGGAGCGGCAGUUUUGCUUUUCAACCGCGUAUUAGCCAAUUCUGCCGAUAAUAAUUUGCAGAAAAACAUGCCAGAGAUCGAGAACCUAUUAGCCAGUAAGGAUCUCUGGGCUCUGUGCUAUCACGAUGAUCCAUAUGUUCGCCGGUCCAUAUACAUUCUUCUUCGAUCUGCGGUUUCCCGGGAGCCUGGAUGGGUCGACUGGAAGACCCUAAGUUCUGCCGUUAUUGGGAAAUCUUUGUCUCUCCAGCAAGUAGGAUCAGCCUCAGAAUUAUCCGAAUCUCUCCUGCUAUUGACGUCGUUGAGGCCUCAAGUGUGGACUGAUGAUUACACCGGGAAGUCAUCUGCUUCGAAGAGAUUGCGCCAGUACAUGCAGAAGGGAUCUCAGGGUGGAUCCGGGAACUUUUGGUCAAAUCUAGACCAAUUACUUCGAACUAUCCCUCAACAAAUUUUAGCAGGCGCAGACAAGACCACUGCUGACCAAGGAAUCACUUCUACCAGCGCGAUUGCCUUGACUGAGGCUUUGCGAGAAGGCCUUAACUCGAGAGAAGAACCCCGCGAGAACCUUGCUGCUGGGUGGAAAUCCUACAUUCAGAUAGGCACUUGGCUUGCACUGUUGGUUCCCCAGGAGCAAAGGUCUGAAUUCAUCGCGAAGAGUCUUUCCCCCUUGGUGCUACACUAUGUGCGAGCCGAUCCAGAUUUAACACAAUGGUCGCUUCCGACCCAGUCAGCCGAGGGGACUUGUGUGAACUAUGUGGUCACUCUAGCUUCUACUGGGCAAGACCGGGAAUUGCAAGAAUUGUGUACUUCUCUUUCUCAUGGCCUGCUAGAAGCUGUGAAGCUCUCGUCUCCGGAACAAUCAAAGGACUUCCGUGAUUCCCAAGACUCAAUAUGUGCUCAAUCCAAACGCCUCCUAGCCUUGAAGUCUGCUGUUCUCUCACGUAUCGCAGACACGAAGGCCGAAGCCCAGGUCUCAGAGGCCUUUGAAAAGACAAGCACGUUCCUUCUUGAAGAAUGUCUUGAAGUCUUGCGCACUCGCAAUGGGAAGCCCUAUGGAGCUGCCGCUGUAGUCGAGGAGUGUGUACACAGCAUGCCAUCUGUCGCCAAAAAGUCGCAGGCUCUCCAGAAAUUCGCACAGAAUGAUGCACCGGACCUGUUGCUCUCACCCUCCGCUGAUCGAUUGAUCUCAAUCAUCUUAGAAUGUCGACAAUGGGAUGGAUUUGCAUCCAGCUUUGAGAACAUUGUCGAGCGAGCUCUAGCACUUGAGCCAGAACAGUCAAAUGUGCAUGUACUGCAAAGCUUGCUGUACUCCCUCAAUUUCCACGAUGCUAAGCACAAAGAUAAGCUCAAGUCACUUGUUGUGCAGGCGCUUGCCAAAGCCUGUGAAGGAAGUCAUUCUCAUUGGCAUAUUGUCACUGCUGUUCUUCAAAACAAAUCCUCACACGGUGAAUUGGCGGAUCAGGUAUUCCUGUCUUUGAUCGAUGCCUUAUCCACAGACAAUAAGGUAUUUGAUGCCUUGCAUGGUCUUUCUCAUAUUGGAAAGUCUGCACCAUCCUCAGUUCGGGAAUUCCAAAAUGGAGCCCACGGAUCUAAGCUAGCAGGAAAGCUACUCUUCCUCACUGAAUCACCAUCUGAAGAAGUGGCCAGCUUGGCGGAGGCGUUAUUAAAAUCGCUUAAGGAAUCCGGUAUUGGUGAUACGAGUGCCAGAUCGAGUAUUGAAAUCCUCCAACACGGAUUCAACCAUGUAGAUCAAGAGUCGUUGUCUAUCGAGUCACUUGUUGCUAUCGCAGAUGAGUUGCUGCCAGAUCUAACGUCUGGCAGUGCAACCGGUGCUGUCAAAGAUAUUCUGCCUUCUCGUCGCUCGUGGGAGGAAUCUCUGGCUCCCUUCCUCCAACUCCCACCUCGUUCUUCAAUUGCCAUCACAAGCCCUCUAGGAGGCAUUGUUCACUUGGUUCAGCGUGAGCUGUCUGAUUCUUUCAAAGCGUUAUGGCCGACCAUACCUCGCGAUGCCGACCACCGCUCCUCUGCGUUCCGCCUGGCAAUAUACACCAUUAAUAUUCUGUCUACUACUGAGUUAGUGAAAUACCUUGACCAGGAGGACUUGGAGACACUGUUCCAUUUCCUACCCCUGGCGGUCCAACUCAUAGAUGAUGACUUGAGCAUUGAAAACUGCAAUGGAAUUUCAGGCCUUGAGCUGGCUGACCAGCGCGAAGAGUACAUGGAGACUGUCUUCAGUGGCAGGAAGGUGGUUGGGAACUGGAUGAGUGACAAUGAACCAGUAAGCUUCGCGCAGGACAAGACGAUUUCUUCUUUCUUUGUCGAGUUCUGGGAACGCAGAUUGGAGGAACUCAAGGGCACAUCCCCCUUGGACUAUCGAAUCGGCGAAAUUUUCGUCAAGGUCAUGACUAUUACAGAUUCAUUGCAAACUUCUAAAUCAUCGGAUGAUGUCGCUAAAAUUUGCAGAGAAGCCCGAACAGCAAAUUCCAUACGUUCGGCAUCGUGGUUUGCAGUAUUGCGGAGCUCUAUCCUUUCUAAUCCCAUCGGAAACAGGAUGUGUAAUGAGCUGGUUGCCGACUCUACUGGGCUCAAGCCCCAGGAUGCUUCUCAAGUUGGAUUCCGAAAGCUGGCUCUGUUGAAUAUCCUGCUGUCUGGUGAAGAUGAGGUUGUUGCCACCAUUCCGACGCAACGCUUAGUUUUCCUCACCAAGCACUUGAUCGAAUGUGUCCAAAAUGACUCCAUGUCUCUUGGGUUGAAAGCGGAAGUGAUCAAAACGUUGUCCUUUGUCCUUCCAGCUCUCGGAGAAAUCUAUGGGUCUCACUGGGAAGAAACGAUGGAAAUUUUGAACUCGGCAUUGCGAAGUACCAAUGGGGGCGAAGAAGGUCUACCGUUGCUGGUGUCGUCAUUUAGGCUCUUCGCAAGAUUGAAGUCUAUCUCGGAAAGUGAUAGCAAUGACGAUGUCCAAGAUGCAUGGUUGGAUCGCAAGACAACCCUGUUCAAUGCCUUAGCAUCCACCAUUGACACCUUUGACUCCUCAACCACAUUCCAUCAGCCUCGUGAUGUUGCUGUUGAAUUGCUACGACGGUUGAUCAACACCAUUCCCGUUGACAAAUUGGAAGAUGUCAGCGAAACAUUCCAUCUUCUCACUGCGCACAGUCGAGCAGUGCAGCGAACCGCUUAUACCUUACUCCACAACUACAUCCCUCAUGCCCAGGAGAAGGUAUCCUUUGAGCUAGCCUUAUCAAAGACUGCAGUCAGUCUUCCUGAUGAGCUCAUUUCUCUCUUACUUGAACCCCCGACAAUGCAAAUGGUUUCUGCUGCUUAUGGAGACGACAAGAUGUGGACCACCAUGCGUUCGUACCUUCUCAGCUGGAAGAUUGUGUUUGAUCAUUUCUCCAAUGCUUCGCUUCCGGUCCAAGAAUAUUAUACUUCGAGCAUCAGAGAGAACAAUAUUCUUAUCCCACUGUUGGAAUUCACGUUUGAUUUCCUUCAAAAAUCGCAUGGAAAGAUGAUCGAUGCAUCCAAACUUGAUAUUCACUCAUUUGAGCCUGAUGAGUCAGAAAAUGCCGAAAAGGAGACACAAUGGCUUCUGGUACAUCUGUACUAUCUGUGUCUGAGAUACUCUGCGAAUAUGACCAAGAACUGGUGGAUCGACACGAAGAAACGCAUCAAGGGCCCGGUAGAAGCCUGGACAGAGAGAUAUAUCUCCCCGCUUGUGAUUGAGGAGGCCCUCAAAAGUGUGACCGACUGGAUUGCCACCCAAGAUGCAAACGAAGAGCGCGCACUUGAGGUGAAGAUUUCCCCAAAGACAGGCGAAAUUAUCGCCAGUAUUCCAGUCGAUGAGGAGUCACCCCCAGUGUCUAUUUCUAUCACUCUCCCACCCGCGUAUCCUCUACAGUCAGCGUUGGUUGUCGGCCGGAGUCGUGUGCUUGUGGACGAAAAGAAAUGGAAAAGCUGGCUGCUGACUAUCCAGGGAGUGAUCAUGUUUGCCAAUGGCAAUAUUGUUGACGGUUUGUUGGCUUUCCGACGGAAUGUACAGGGUGCUCUCAAGGGCCAAAGCGAGUGUGCCAUCUGUUACUCUGUUAUCUCCACAGACAUGCAGACACCCAACAAGCGCUGCGCUACGUGCAAGAACACUUUCCACUCUGUCUGUCUCUUCCGCUGGUUCAAGAGCAGCAACCAGAGCACCUGUCCACUUUGCCGCAACAACUUUGUUUAUGUUUAG